AUAAACCUAAAAUAUAUUUUUCCGUAAUCUAAAAAGCCAGCAUUGACAAUUAGUGAAAUGUAUUUCCCUUACAAAUGUAUUGUUUAACUCUAGUCAUGUCUUUUAAAGAAUUUUGUACUUGUGCUCUGCCUGAAAACCACACUUCCACUCAGUGCUAAAGUCAUUCUGGCAAACAGAGCCUCGACUGCCAUGGAUAAUAUGUCUGAAGGUUCUUCUUCAUCAUAUCAUGGAAAGAGACCGCGUUCUCUGUCUGAGGAUUCGUUUAUGUCUUCAGAAAAUGAAGUUCUGAAUGAACACAUUUCGUCCCCGCUUCAAUCACCUGUCUCAACUUUGAAACAAUGUCCUUCGAUUGAUGAUCAAAAGAAGCUUCUUGGAGAUACGAUUGAAGAGGAAAGUGAACUGGAGGUUGGAGAUGUUGAGUACGUUUUGUCUUAUUCUUGGUACCAAAGCCUCUGUGAACAUCUCUCCGAAGGUGGUCCAGACCCUGGUCCUAUUGACCAGAAUGAUAUUACGGAUGAAGACACAGGUGAUUUAGAGCGUAAUUUGCAGGAGGAGUCCGACUUUGUGCUGGUGCCUGAACAUGUUUGGAAGAUUCUGAUCUCCUGGUACGGUCUCAAUGGAAAGUCAUACCCCAGAAAUGUGAUUAAUCAAGGAACCGAAGACUCUUCGCACCUUAUUGUCGAGGUUUAUCCGCCUCGUUUCCGUUUGGCCCUUCUCGUUUUGCCCAGUGAAGACUCGAAAAAGUUUUCUGCACGAGAAGAUAUCCCACUUGUAACGUUUUCUUCAAAAUCUAGUAUUAAGAACUUGCUUAAGGCAAUCAAGGAAACUUUUAAUUUGGACACUGAUGAAUUUCGUCUUUGGAGAUUAGAAAGUGAGACACUUUCUAAACCAACUAUUGACCCGUCGUCUUUCAUCAAACUCGGUUCACGCGAAUUGCUGAAUUUCACGGACGUGAAUAUUUCACUUAUUGAUGCUGAAAUCGACAGUGAUACUGACUUGGUAAUUGAGUGUACUGUGCAUGGAAAUUGGCCCGUAGAUCAUGCUUUACGUGUACAAUACAUGGUCCAACGUGCUUCAAAGAAUGGAGGACAAGCAGAUGCGGAAGCAAAAAGCAAAAAAAUGGGCCUUUGUGGAUUGGCGAAUCUCGGCAACACCUGUUACAUGAAUUCUGCUCUCCAGUGUCUUUCUCACACUCCGGAACUAGUUGAUUUUUUCCAGAAUCAGGAUUGGAAGGAACAAGUGAAUGAAACAAAUCCGUUGGGUACAGGUGGUCAAAUUGCUUCCGUGUACGCUGAUUUGAUUAAGGCUUUGUAUUCUUCGGAAGCAAAGGAUUUCUUUUCCCCCAGACAUUUUAAAGCCGUUGUUGGUCGUCUCAAUCACUCAUUCAUCGGAUACCAACAACAGGAUUCCCAGGAGUUUCUAGCUUUCCUUUUGGAUGGCUUGCACGAGGACUUAAAUCGUAUUCAACAAAAACCCUAUACAGAAAAACCAGACUUAUUUGAAAAUGAUCCUCAGAAGAUUAUCGAUACUGCAAACGAGUGCUGGAAACUUCAUAAGAUGAGAAACGAUUCAGUCAUUGUGGACACAUUUCAGGGUAUGUAUAAAAGCACGCUUGUUUGUCCUGAAUGUAAUAAGGUUUCCAUCACUUUUGAUCCAUUUAUGGAUUUAACACUUCCUCUUCCGGUAUCCCAAAAUUGGACCCAUACCGUGCUAUAUGUACCUAAAGACAUAACACGCAAACCGGUUUCAGUGGAAGUCGUUUUUGAGAAUAAAAGCGCAACCAUUGAUACCUUACGGAAUUUUGUUGCUGAAAAGGUCGGUUGUGAAGAUGCAGCAGCGCUGCUGGUCGCUGAAACAUAUCGUGGUCGUUUUUAUCGCUAUUUCACGAAUGUUAAAUCGUCAGUAAUGAUGGAUAUUUCUGAGGAUGACGAAAUCUACAUCUACGAGCUGGAUCGUCCCUUCGAUCUUAGUAACAACAAAAACUGCAUUGUUCCGGUGUAUCACGAAGAAGAGCUUGAAAUGACAUCUUCCUAUGAAGGAUUGCCCUUCCUUUUGGUGCUGGAUGAGGAAGAAGCCUGUGACAAGAACGCUAUAAUAAACAAAAUAACUACCAAGUAUGCCCAGUUUACCACUUACGAUAUCCAACAAGAGGAAAAUCGUCAGAAGCUCUUUGAAAAGGUCAAUGCAGCAACUGAAGCCAACAUUGAAUCUCUAUUUAAGGUUAAUAUUUUCCAUGAUCGGUCGGAAAAGUUGCCCACUGGAUGGUAUAUGCAAGCUUCAAACAAAGUGAGCCUUGAUGAGAGACUCUCCAAACAAAUUGAAAGCGCAGAUGAAAGUCAAGUUGCUUCUCCGGUGUCUGAAACAAAAUCCGAUGAAGAGGCAAUGGAGGAAGAUGACACUGAAGAUGUUCCUGAGGGACCAUUAAUGUUACCAUUGGCUCCCAUGGAAAAGCUUGCCGGAAAAUUGGUUCAGGGUGAUGUACUAGAGUGUUCAUGGAAUGAACAUGUUUACGCUGAAGUGUUCGGCGAUUUUGUUGCUCCAACAGGCUUGGGCCGAGCACUAUGGACGGAAUUUGAACGUAUCGAGGAACGAAGAAAGCCGGAGGAGAAGAAAGACAUUUCUCUGGACGAUUGUUUGAAUGAGUUUGAGAAAACAGAGCAACUUAGUGAGGAGGAUCCUUGGUAUUGUCCCAAUUGUAAAGAAUUCCGCUGUGCUUAUAAGCAAAUGGAACUUUGGUUCGCUCCAGAUGUCCUUAUUUUUCACUUGAAACGUUUCAGCAGUGAGAGACGGUUCCGCGAUAAAAUCGAUGUUUUGAUUAAUUUCCCUAUAAAGUCUCUAGACCUUACAAACCGUAUUGGAUCAAAUAAGCAACAGAACAAACCCAACGAAACCAUAGUUUAUGACCUUUUUGCUGUCGAUAAUCAUUACGGAAGCCUUGGGGGUGGUCAUUAUACAGCGUAUGCCAUCAAUUCGACAGACCAAAGAUUCUACUGCUUUGACGACUCUCGCGUUUCGCCUGCUACAGAUGAAGAGGUUGUGUCCCCCGCUGCUUAUUUACUCUUUUAUCGUCGUCGUCGGUCUCCAUCCUCUGAUGCAAAGUAGAAAUGUUCUACGAAUAUAAAGGCAUCCAGAGUUUGUGUGGGUCGUUUUCACUGUUGAUACAUUCAUGAUUGUUUUAAAUCGGCUAGGCGUUAAUAGAGAAUAUUUCAAGAAUUGGCAUUACCGUAUUAAAAGGAAUGAAGGCUCGUUGCGAUGAACACAAUUUCUGACCUUGCUGAAUUUGGUCUCUACCGAACAAGUCUAAGUAAUCUAUAAGACUGUAAUUGCAAUUAUAUAUCUGUCGACUGGCCAUGAACAGUUUCAAAUUAAGCGGACAUCGUACGAACUAUUCGGCAUGUACUUUUUAAUCUGUCCCGCCUUUUUGGCUUAUUCCUUCGGAUGAAUUCUUCAAAUUCUUCCAGUCGUUUUCGGCUACUCGCCAACACCACUUUGACCGCGCAUUCUAAACAUUUACUAGAUUCAAUCCAUUACUGCUUGAAACGCAAAUCUUCGAGCCUUA
Schizosaccharomyces japonicus yFS275 is the source of this 3559-nucleotide messenger RNA. Its product is annotated as ubiquitin carboxy terminal hydrolase Ubp12. Gene Ontology annotation, biological process: protein deubiquitination; ubiquitin-dependent protein catabolic process. Bases 190 to 3102 code for a protein of 970 amino acids. The transcript has a single exon. NCBI's taxonomy places the organism in Eukaryota, Fungi, Ascomycota, Schizosaccharomycetes, Schizosaccharomycetales, Schizosaccharomycetaceae. Gene Ontology annotation, molecular function: cysteine-type deubiquitinase activity. The record is from RefSeq and is a predicted model, not a curated record.